This is a messenger RNA of Larimichthys crocea (large yellow croaker), 4179 nucleotides long. It is a transcript of the gene grm1b, whose product is annotated as glutamate receptor, metabotropic 1b. Gene Ontology annotation, biological process: G protein-coupled receptor signaling pathway. Gene Ontology annotation, cellular component: membrane. NCBI's taxonomy places the organism in Eukaryota, Metazoa, Chordata, Actinopteri, Sciaenidae. The record is from RefSeq and is a predicted model, not a curated record. The transcript is spliced from 11 exons. The coding region runs from base 342 to 3893 and encodes 1183 amino acids. Gene Ontology annotation, molecular function: G protein-coupled receptor activity.
GUUUUGAAGGAUUUCGGCUUCAAAUCAGGGGCACUGCAGUGAGUGUGACCCGCUUACAGGAUGCAGUGAGGAUGAGGAGAAGAAGGGGGCACCUUAUGAUCAGUGCAGAGAGAGAGAGAGAGAGAGAGAAGGAGGGAGAGGAGGAGAGGGAGACAGAGUCAGUCGCACAGUGUUUGGCUGCUUCACAGGAGACAGACCCGCUAUGUCCCGACAUGCCUGCUGCAGGGUGAUGCCAAUGAAGGAGAAGCAGCCGAUUUAAUUCCAACUUCAUCCGUAAGUGGAUUGAUGGACCUCCAUUAUGGCCAAGUGGACAUGAUUCUCCAUUCAGCACCUGUGACACAAUGUCGAAUAUGAUUUACCUGACUGCCAUAAGCACUUUGUACCUGCCUGUUUUACUGUUUGAGGCACUUGCGUUGUCUAACGGCAAGUAUGUGAGGUCAGUGGUGCCCAGUUCUGCCUCUCGCCUGGUCGCCAGGAUGGACGGGGAUAUUAUAAUCGGUGCCCUCUUCUCUGUUCACCACCAACCGUCAGCCGAGAAGGUGGCAGAGAGGAAAUGUGGAGAAGUCCGUGAGCAGUACGGCAUCCAAAGAGUGGAGGCCAUGUUCCACGCCUUGGAUCGGAUUAACUCAGACCCAAACCUGUUGCCCAACAUCUCCCUGGGGUGUGAGAUCAGGGACUCCUGCUGGCAUUCCUCGGUGGCUCUGGAGCAGAGCAUCGAGUUCAUACGAGACUCUCUCAUCUCCAUCCGGGACGAGAGUGAGGGCUCCAGGUGGUGCAUCGAGGGGCAACCCUCCAGUCAGCCGCCACCAACCAAGAAGCCCAUCGCAGGGGUCAUCGGGCCUGGCUCGAGCUCGGUUGCGAUUCAAGUUCAAAACCUCCUGCAGCUGUUCAACAUCCCGCAGAUUGCCUACUCUGCAACCAGCAUUGACCUCAGUGAUAAGACAUUAUUUAAGUACUUCCUCAGGGUUGUGCCGUCAGACACUCUUCAGGCCAGGGCCCUCUUGGACAUCGUAAAACGAUACAACUGGACCUAUGUGUCUGCAGUGCACACAGAGGGUAACUACGGGGAGAGUGGGAUGGAAGUGUUCAAGGAGCUCGCCUCACAGGACGGCCUGUGCAUCGCCCACUCUGACAAGAUCUACAGCAACGCUGGGGAGAAGCACUUUGACAGGCUGCUUAGGAAGCUCCGAGAGCGUCUGCCCAAGGCCCGGGUUGUUGUCUGCUUCUGUGAAGGCAUGACGGUCCGAGGGCUGCUGAUGGCCAUGAGACGGCUCGGGGUAGCCGGAGAGUUCCUCCUAAUUGGCAGCGAUGGCUGGGCAGACCGAGUCGAGGUGGUGGAGGGAUACGAACAGGAGGCUGUGGGCGGCCUCACUGUGAAGCUGCAGUCCGAAGAGGUCUCCUCCUUCGAUGACUACUUCCUGAAGCUCAGGCUCAGCACCAACACGCGCAACCCGUGGUUCCCGGAGUUCUGGCAGUACCGCUUUCAGUGCCGGAUUCCCGGACACCCUCAAGAGAACUUGAACUAUGCACGAAACUGCUCAGAGGAUGAUGAACUAGAACUCCAAGACGGUUAUGAAAAUCUGGAGGACAACUACGUCCAAGACAGCAAGAUGGGCUUCGUCAUCAACGCCAUCUAUGCCAUGGCCCACGGGCUGCAUGACAUGCACACCCACCUCUGCCCCGGUCACGUGGGGCUCUGUGAAAACAUGAAGCCCGUCGAUGGCAGCCACUUGCUGGACUUUCUUCUCAAGACGACGUUCACAGGCGUUUCUGGGGAGGACAUAUGGUUUGACGAGAACGGCGACUCACCUGGGAGGUAUGAGAUUAUGAACUUCCAGCACGUGGAGCCCGGCGUUUACGACUACAUCAACAUCGGCUCCUGGCAUGAGGGCAUACUCAGCCUGGACGAGGAAAUGAUUCAGAUGAAUCGCAGCGACAUGGUCCGCUCCGUCUGCAGCGAGCCCUGCUCCAAAGGAGAGAUCAAGGUGAUCAGGAAGGGAGAAGUGAGCUGCUGCUGGAUCUGCACUGCCUGUAAGGACAACGAGUACGUCCAGGAUGAGUUCACAUGUAAGGCCUGUGAUCUGGGCUGGUGGCCUGACGAAGAACUGGAAGGCUGCGAGCCAAUCCCCCUGCGCUACCUAGAGUGGAGCAACCCAGAGUCCAUUAUCCAGGUGGUGUUCUCCUGCCUGGGCAUCCUGGUCACGUCAUUCGUUGCCUUCAUCUUUGUCUUAUAUCGCGACACGCCUGUGGUCAAAUCUUCGAGCCGGGAGCUCUGCUACAUCAUCCUCGCAGGGAUCUUCCUGGGAUAUCUGUGUCCUUUCACCCUCAUCGCCCGACCCACCGUGGCCUCCUGCUACCUCCAGAGGCUCCUUGUCGGACUCUCAGCCGCCAUGUGCUACUCCGCCCUGGUGACCAAAACCAACCGCAUUGCCCGCAUCCUGGCGGGUAGCAAGAAGAAGAUUUGCACCAGGAAACCAAGGUUCAUGAGCGCUUGGGCUCAGGUGGUCAUUGCCUCCAUCCUGAUCAGUGUCCAGCUCACCUUGGAGGUUACCCUCAUCAUCAUGGAGCCUCCUGAACCCAUCAAAUCCUACCCCAGCAUCCGAGAAGUCUUCCUCAUCUGCAACACCAGCAACGUGGGUGUCGUGGCCCCUCUAGGCUACAAUGGCUUGCUCAUCAUGAGCUGCACUUACUACGCCUUCAAGACCCGCAACGUUCCCGCAAAUUUCAACGAAGCCAAAUACAUCGCCUUCACCAUGUACACCACGUGUAUAAUCUGGCUGGCGUUCGUGCCAAUCUACUUUGGCAGCAACUACAAGAUCAUCACCACGUCCUUCUCCGUAAGCCUCAGUGUGACUGUAGCCUUGGGCUGUAUGUUCACACCAAAGAUGUACAUCAUCAUCGCCAAGCCAGAGCGAAACGUGCGCAGCGCGUUCACCACCUCUGAUGCCGUGCGCAUGCACGUCGGCGACGGGAAAAUUGCCUGCCGAAGCAACAGCCUGCUCAACAUGUUCAAGAGGAAGAAGAACACUGGAAACGGCAGUUCUAAUGGAAAGUCUGUGUCAUGGUCUGAACCAGGUGCAAGACAUCCUCCAAAAGGGGAUCACAUGUGGCACAGACUGUCAGUGCAUGUGAAGAGACAGGAAGCAGGUUCCAAUCAGAUGGCUGUCAUCAAACCCUUAACUAAUACCUACCAAAACAGAGCCCUGGAAUUCUCAGACCUCAGCACUAAGACUUUGUACAAUGUGGCUGAGGAGGACGAAAGCGAUCCUGUCAGAUACAAUCCCCCCGUCACUCCCCCCAUGAUGGCCCACGGGCAAAUUCCUGCCUGUGGGCUGAUAAAAGACGUGGACGAGGAGGUGGAUGCUUAUACCCCUGAGCACCUGCAGCCAAAUAGCAUCAUCCCCCAACACAUCAUCAUGGACCACGUCAAGGGGGACAUGGUGGUGACACGUAAAUUCAGCAGUGACGUCCCCGAGCUUAAAGAUAUGAUCAGCAUGCCCGAGGCCGUGAGCGGCGGCAUGCCCGUGUAUCACCAGGCCCACCUCAUCCAGCAGGACCCCGUCCUGCCCGCGCACCUCGACCCGUUCGACGAGGAGCCCACCUCCCCUUUAGAUGAGGAGGAGAUGGAGGAGAACGAGCAGUUUGGCCUUCUUCAUGGCUACAUGUACAACAACGCCCAGAUUCAUGACGAGGAGGACUUGGUCGAGGUCAAAUUAGCCAUGGAGGACUCUCUGGCUCUGAUGCCUCCCUCCCCUUUCCGCGAUUGCUCCGGCACUCCAGUGAGCCCCUUCCCCAAUUCGCCGGUGUCCGAGUCGAUUUUGUGCAGCCCUCCUAACGUGACAUACGCCUCCGUCAUUCUCAGAGACUUCAAGCAAAGCUCCUCGACUCUGUGAAGGGAGCACGCUGAAUAUUACCAGUUGUACUAUAUUUUAAAAUUCACCAUGACUUGUGCUGUGUAUGAUGAUAUAUAAGGAAAAAGUCAUUCUGUGGUCUGACAGGUCAUUUUUUUCACUCUCUAGCUUUUACAUGAUAAGGGUGAACGACGAAGGCGGCACAUUUUAAAAAAUCCUUUUAGAUGUUGUCUAUCAUAGUGAAAGAACUCGCCUCUUACAAACAUAUAUUUAUAUGCUAACAUAAGCUUUUAGGAUAAAAAAUAGGAUUUUGUGCUUAUGAGACAAA